Molecule: messenger RNA, 5563 nt
Organism: Plodia interpunctella (Indianmeal moth)
Lineage: Eukaryota; Metazoa; Arthropoda; Insecta; Lepidoptera; Pyralidae
Gene: RhoGAP71E
Product: Rho GTPase activating protein at 71E
Exons: 13
Coding region: 279-1787 (502 amino acids)
Biological process (GO): signal transduction
Molecular function (GO): GTPase activator activity
Source: RefSeq, a predicted model, not a curated record
AGUGCAGAAGCGAGCAAGCAAUAACAAAGCAAGGAAGGAGAAAGAAGUAUCCUGAAGCAAGAUAGGCUUGCUUGUCUUGUCUGUCUUGUUCAGUCAGACGAGUCUUGAAAAGUUGGUUUUACGGAUACGGUGUUGUGUUAAAAUAUUUUCUCCUGUCGAAUUUCAACAGUGAACAAAGCCCUGACAUACAUCGUAAUGGCACAUCUCGUUAUUAUUUACAGGAACCCGUAGGAAUAUAUCGGGUUAUGCGUUUUUAAUAAGCAAAACCUCCCUUCAACAUGAGCAAUUGGGCCAGGAGGAUGCACCGCCGAGCAGCUACAUUGAGCAAUGUGGUUACCUCUUGUGGUCAUCCAAACACCCUGCCUUACCCUCGAAGAUUAGAAAAAGUGAAAUUCGGAGCACCCUUGCAAGAAGUUUGCAAAGAUGACAUACCCGGGCCAUUGCUUGUAUUGAUACUGAAGUUGAAUAAGGAGGCUCCACUUCGCCGCGACGUGUUCCGUGCACCAGGUCAUCAGGGUGCCAUGAAGAAGCUCAUACAUUUCCUUCAGACUGGCAGGCUAGUCAAUGUGGAUAACUACUCAGUUUACACUAUUGCUAGUGUGUUGAAGAAAUUUCUCAGGAAAAUCCCAGGAGGUGUGUUUGGGCGAGAUGGGGAAAUGCAGUUGUUCUCCGCAGUGGAGCUCCCUGAUGAUCAGCAGGUGCAUGAAAUUCGCAGACUUCUCUUGUCGCUGCCGGUGUGCACGCAAAGACUGCUGGUGUUACUGUUUGGCACGUUUCGUGUCAUGGCCUCCAACGCUGACAAAGCAGGAACAGGAAUGACAUCUGAAGCGCUGGGAGUGUCCGUCGCUCCAUCGUUCUUCCACUCUUGCGUGUCGGACGGCAAAACGGCCACUAUGGAGGAUGUCCAACGGUUCAAGGCAGAAGUGAGCGUGGCGACCCGUAUAAUGCGCCAAUUGAUCGAGCAGUUUAGUGCGGGGGAUCUAUUUGGUCGCGAAAAUUAUGAGUACUACGCGCGGGUGACGGGGCGCAUUCUGCGGGUAAAGGACGAGUGGAUCUGCUCCUUUAGAGACCCGCCGCCGCCGCGACACCACCGCGACCAGGAGGCCUAUGCUAGACAAUUAUCGUUGGAAGCCGAGAAAACUUGGCUGCAGUGCGAGUGUGACCGUUGGGGAAACAAAUUCAAUUUAGAAGGUCUAACGAAAUCGGAGGAGUGUCAGUCGAUGCCGGCGCUGCUGGGCGGCGCGGGCGCGGGCGCGGGCGCCGGGCUCGGCCUGGGCGUCAUCCCCGAGCACAGCCUGCUCGACUCCUGCACGCGCCUCUCCAUAUCGCUCGAGGAGAGCGUCUUCAAGGUAUCCGUGAGUUCGUCUUCGCAGUCGUCCCGCAGCAACUCGAGUCCACACAUGACCCUGGAGGAACUCCGAGCCAUCAACAAGUACGCGGAAAGCACCAAGAGCCUCUCCUAUCUCCCUCAGACAUCGAAUGAGCACAACUGGGUGUCUUGGACAACACUAAGGCUUCAGCUGCACCUAUCGAUGCUAAACACGCAUCAAUGCAAAUUAUCGUCGGUGCACGAGCGGCAGCGCGCGCGCAUGCGCACGCGCUCGGAGUGGUUCCUGCAGACCGCCAGCUCGCUGGACACGGGCCGGCCGCGCGCCGGUGGCGAGCGGCGCAGUUCUCGGCGGCGCUCGCGGCGCGCGCGCGUGUGCGGCGGCGGCGCCUGCCGCGCCCUCACUCACUCCGACACUGAGAUCCCGCUCGCUCUCCAGCCUCGUAAAGUGACCGCUUGACACGACGCCGCCUCACACGACUGCUCCUGUCUGCGGUGCCCGGCCUAGUACCCUAUCCCUUCUAUCGAGUUAUUAAUUUAGCUUCUACGGAUUUGUUUUAUUUUUACAUGUCAAAUAUGGCCGAAAAUUGGAUGAUACUGGUUUUUCAUCUAGCUAUUCAUUAGUGGCACGCAGUUUUAGUACCGUUUUUCAUACAUACAUAUUAUGAUUCUUAUUUACUCAAAUUAUUCUACGGCCUAUUCACCUUCAUAUUGAGCCUUUACACCAGUUAAGAUGGGAAAAAUACUCCAUCCUUCAGUCAUUUCAAAAGCCAUCAAGCAUCUUAAGAGAAUCGAGAUGAAGUGAUCGAUAGUUAUAAUUCAAGGCCAUAGACCUUCAGGUAUAUAAGUAUGAUUGAAUAGUGUUAGCAGAAAUAGGAUAUAGAAAAAUAAUAAUAAAAUAGCAUUUUAAUCUUACGUCAAAUUAUACUCCAGAUUCAAUGGAAUAGCUUAUACUGUACUAUAUAUACUGUACUAUAUGAGAUGUGCUAUUUGUACCAUCACUUUGUCUCGUUUCUCAUAUCUAUUUGUUAAACAAAAUUGUCAGGCCCUAACUGGUAGCCAGAUUGUAACCCGUAACAAAGAUAGUACUGUAUGUAUAUCAGAAUUAAUUAUGUACCUGUCUAAAUAAUUUGAUUAUAGUAAUAACGACUCGUAAAAUCUACGACACAUGAAAUUAUUUGCCUAAAUAUAGUCCUAUGCCUAAUCGUGUAAGAUCUUAAAAUAUCUCAUUAAGAAUCUUUUUUAAUUCAAAUUUAUCCAGUUUAAUGUUUGGUAUAGAAUACGUUUUCUAGUGGUGUAGAUGACCUUAACUAGUGUUAAAAUUUCAGAGAAUUGUAACGAAAAAUUAUUAUUUAUUAACAAGUCAUCUAAACUAUUUGUUUGAAUAUUUUCGCCUAUAGAGGGGUUUAAUAUUAAGAAAUGAGCCUAAAUAAUAUUUUAUUAAAUCAUUAUCCUUGCAAUUAUUUUAAUACAUCAAAUAAGAUGUGGUUGCGUACCUUUAAUUCGCAUAUUGUUCUAAUAAUAUAGGUGUUUUUGAAAUUAAAGGUGCUUUCUCAAAUUCCACGAAAUGUUGAUUGAGAUUUUAGAAGAGACACUAUUCGAUCGAAAAUAGCCAUUUUCCAACCAACGAAAGACUAACGAUAAUAAUUUGAGCUCUCUAUUUUGGUAGUCACAAGAUCAGAACUUUAUUAGAAAUUUAUUAUUAUCCUUCAUUACAAACCGUUGUCAUUGAAGGAAAUUAAAAUAAUCUUAAGCUGUUAUAAAUAGACCUGAGUAUUGGCAAAGUAGAUAAUAGUCCAACCGAUUGCGAAGAAUAUAUGGUAUGUACCUAUACUUUAUAAAGAAAAAUUGUGUGCCAUGAAGUCGCUGUUUAAAUAGUGCUUGUGUGCGUUACACGAAUAUAUAGAUAAUAUUAACGAAAAAUUAGAUUAAUUUGCAAUGAGCAUCUAUGAAUAGAGUUUUGUUGUUAUCAGGUGUUUACUUUGAACUUGUACCGUUCGUUCAGUUACUAUUUUGAUAGCUACAUACAUAGUUGUCAAAUUGAUCCUAUAUGCGGUUGGUCAAAUAAUAUUACUGAUUAUCUAUCUAUAUUAACGUUAUGCCUAAUUCGACGUUUCUUGUAUGGAUAUAGGUAUUCGCCUUAGCUAGCGAGAGGUAACUAAUUUGAAGUGUGAAUGGACUGUUUAUUAGAAGACGCUCAAAUCAAAUAACUACACUAGGAGCCUAAAACAUCAAACGUGCAAGUAGUGCGACUGAAUACAUUCCUGUAUAUAAUUAUCUAGUUAGCUUAAUUGUUUUAUAUAACGAAUUAGUUUUUAAUUUACUAUGGAUAGUCGUCUUAUUUUAUUAGAACAUUCUUAUAUUCUUAUUCCGAUUCCAUCUGGGAUGAGAAACUUGCAUUUCCUUCUACCUCAUUCUAUCAUCGCUCACACUUCACGGACAUCAUCACUAAGCCAAAUCACAUUUUCUAUAGUUUUAUAUAUCUAUUUUAGGUCUUUCGCCAAAAUUUGGUACAAUUUAAGACUGAAAUAUAUUUCGUAUUUUUUUCUGAACGUAGAAGAAAACUGAAAGUUGAUUCAAAACAUUACGAUCAAAUGUUGCAAUAACUAUGUUUCUAUUACAUCAUUGAGUUACACAAGUUUACUUUUCAUAUUAAUAAAGGUUUUGGAGCGUAUUUUGUAGGUGCUAGAGAAAUCUUUAAAAAAGUUCUUUCCUAAUAACUUUGUUGUUGGAAUCCUGUUAUUUGUAUCUUGACAGAUAUUUUGUUACAAAAUUAACUGUAAAUGUGUUUGGAAAUAAUCGUUGUACACGUCAUAUUAUUAUGCACAUUUGUACGCACAUCGUUUUCAAUAAUCCCUGUUUGUGUAAUCAUAUGUUUAAGACUGUUUUAGAUUAUAAUCAAUACAAUGCAAGUCGAUUGUAUACAUAACCGAAUUGCGGCUUAAGUGGUGAGAUGUUAGUUAGGCAGCUCAAUAGUUUUUUAAAACGUAUUGGUAAAUGCUGCUUUAGAAGCCCACAUGCGGCCGUAUGAUGUAACUAACUGUACUAAUUAGUAUUAUAGUAUGAUCAUUGUAUUGUUAGGAUAUAUUUACGGCUUGUACCAUUUCCUCAUUAUUCAUAUUAUAUUGCAGUUAAUUACUUUUAAGUACAUAAAUAAAUAAAAGAAGAUAAUUUUUUUACAAGAAAUAUAGGUUAGGGCUGGUACAAGUUGUAAAUAGUUGGAAGAUUUAGAUCUUCAAGUGACAUUUCAAAGCGAACUGAAAUACAAGCGAUAUAAUAUUAGAGAAUGUGUAAACGAUACCUGGCUUGCAUUUCUUGGAUUAGCUUGUCCAAGUCCCUGUGUUCAUUGGUUAGCAAUAGGGUAAAUGAAUGUAGUAUAUAAUAUUAAAAUAAGAUAUUUUGGACGUCGGGAAAUUUGCUGUUUUUGCAAAGGACGAGAUUUGCACAGUAAAAGUAGUUUAAAGCGAUAUUUUUUUCAGUGAACGAAAUUACAGAAUUCAUUUGCGUGAACCGUUUCUAAGGAAAUGGAUUUCAUGCAAAUGUGGAUUGUGGUGAUUUCUUUAUGUAAAAAAUAUGUUUCCAGAACGCUUGCUACCGACGUCCGAGAUGCGACAGCAGCGAAUGGUAUUUUUUUGUAAACUGUUAACUUUUAGUCGUAUUUCAUAGUUUCUUAUUCAAGUGCGUCCUAUAUUUUUUAAAUAAAUUAACGUUUUUGAAGUUUCAUAUUAACUACGAGUAUAACUUUUUGUACAAUAAAAUAUAAGUUGCUGUAAUGUUUAGAUAGAAUAUUUUUAAUUUUGUAAGACUGUUCGUAUGUUUAUUAUUAUUUAUUACUAAAACUCGAAUACAUCACAUACUUAUCCAUUCCACCGACUUAAAUAUUUAUCAAUACCAGAUGCAUUUGAGUAUUAUUUUCUUUGAUAAAAUUUUAUUAUAUUAUUAACAAAGAUCUCAAAGCUUUAACAAAAUUAUAGCAGUGUCAAUGUUGAUUUUUUGGUUUAGAAUAUUUGUAUUCAGAACAAAUGUUCCAUUAAAAGUGGGACAGGUUGGGAAAUAAUUUAACGCGUUUUGUUUGUAAUUGUCAUGUUGGAAUUGAUAAUAUAAUUCAGUUAAGUAUUAUUGUACUAAGGUAUUUGCAUACCUACAUAAAUUCAGUUUGUAUUGUCACAUUAUAUUUGCACAUUUUUUCUACACAAAUUAUUAAGAAUUACACUAUAAUAAAAAUAUAACAAUUUA